This is a messenger RNA of Cooperia oncophora, 1611 nucleotides long. The record is from the annotation of a GenBank genome assembly. NCBI's taxonomy places the organism in Eukaryota, Metazoa, Nematoda, Chromadorea, Rhabditida, Trichostrongylidae.
UUGUUUGCAGCCCGUGAAGAAAAAGCGUGGAAACCUUGUUGGCUGACGCUUUGCGACGAUCCUAAUGGUGGAUGUGAGCUUGUCGUCGCUGACACGGAAGUGAGUGCCAAAGCCCGGCUUGUACUAGAUUUGGCAUACUGCGUGAUGUAUCUGCUUGACGACUCUGUAUUCGCUCGUGAAGGUUGUGUAUUUCUUUCACAAACAGAUAUUGAUUUGUCGGGAGUGUACAUUUGCUUUCGUCCAACGCACAUUCUCAUCAAAUGGCUCGAGUUAUUAAGGCCACGCGUCUUGGGUCUUCGAACAGGUGCAGUUCCGGUGAUGAUAGGUUUACAGUUCGAACCGCCAAAACAAUCAUUUGUGGCUGUUUUGCAGCUUCACAUAGAUAAAUAUAGAUGCGAAACAGUCAAAUCGGAUGGCUUUUAUUCGGCAUACGGGAUGCUGUGUGGAGUGAAAGUAUGUAGCACGCCAGUUAUAAUGGCAACAUUGAGCAAGGGUUCGGUGUCGUCUGUUAUUUUCGACUGUUCAUUUCUUUUACCAUUAGUGCCGCCCGAAAAUGGUACUUUACAAUUCUCAAUACUUUCUCAUUCGGGUGGUGGAAAGAAGAACAGACUGCUCGGAGUAUCGGCAUUAUUUCCUCUACCUGAUUCACAACCACUUGCCGACUCGCCAGACUCCGGGUUCACCUUUCGAGCAGUCCGACACCGUAUUCGAGUGCUCAACCAAGCUCAAUAUGCGCCGUUGUUGGAGUACAUGAAAAAAGGAACUGUUGAGCUGUUCGAAUGGGCAUCAGAUGCCUUGUCAAUCCAACAACGGUCGCUUUUGUGCUGGUCCACAGUGUCCCUAUUCCUACCAAACCGUGACGAGUUGCUGCAGUUCAUAAGUCGACUUUUGCGACGGGUAUUGGCGACGUGUUCAGCAGAAAAUGUUAUGCGGCAAGAUUCCUUAAUAACAACAUUGCUAACCCAAACGCUGAGGAUAGGUGGUCGAUCACGGCUGGAGGAAGCGCUCGAUGCAGUUGGGAUAUCAAACGUGAAGCUGCUGCAGCCAGCGGAUGUGGAUAGUGUUAUUGAGAUGCUUGAUAAACUUGUAUCACCAAAUUCGCUAGUAAACGAUCUGCUCGUAGCUGUCGCUCGUGUCGCCGCUGAGCGCUUUCCUGAUGAGCCACACAUACUGAGAAGGGUUUUGAGUAACGUGUAUAUAUUGCGUUUCGUCAAUCCAUUAUUGAUAUCCUAUAUGAGUGGUAACUUGAUGAACCAGCAGCUUGCGAAGGGUGUGCAGGCAGCGGCAAAUGUUGCUGCAGCGGCAUCUCCACGUUUAGAGGACGUCACGGUUGGAUCUCAGUGCCUCCGUGCUCUUUUCGAACGGCUCAGAACUACUGCUGAAACUGAACAGGCACCAGACAAACCAAGCUGUCCGAAAAUUGUGGAGUCGCGGUGUUGUGACUGGAUGGCGAUCAUCUGCCAUCUUCUUCAGCUUGCUAUGACCUCACGUGAAGGAGCACCUCAAGUUGAUGCGAUUCUCCUGCAACUCAUAAACGCACAUAAGUGUGUGCUGUGUGGUUUGAUGCCGAGAUUCCGGUGCAUUUUCUACAAUACUGAACGUCAGCCUUGA